Pocillopora meandrina is the source of this 8817-nucleotide messenger RNA. Lineage: Eukaryota; Metazoa; Cnidaria; Anthozoa; Scleractinia; Pocilloporidae. The record is from the annotation of a GenBank genome assembly.
AUAUUACACCAUUUACAAAAGGGAAAAAUGAAACUUACUACAAGUAGCUCCAUGAGGAUCAGCCAUCAAGUCUGAAAAGGUAAAUUUAAGUUCAGUACACAUUUUUUUUGUCUCUUGAUAACAAAUUUUUUAGGAAUAGUGAAAAAUGGAAUGAACUUCCUCCUAUAAGCAAAAUUUAAGCCAUUAAGGAUAAAUGUUCCCUCCCUCUUAAGCUAACUUACUGGAAUCUUGAUCUUAUGAAUCUAAAAGGAGUAACAAAACAAUACUUCCAACAAUAAUAAUAAUAUUAUGGAAUUAUGAAAAUAAUAAUAAUGAUGAAUAAAAUAAUAAUGAUAACUCCUGAUUCAAUCGCAAACUUAGAAUAUUUGAAAGGGAGACCCCUGAGGUUAUCCCUAUAAGAAGGGCUUCCUAACUAACUAACUUAACUGUGCAAAAUUUAUGUUCCUUUAGACAUUUAAAAAUCUAUUUACAGAAACAACUCUGAAGUAAUAACAAAAAUCAAACAAAACAAAGUAGAACACAGGGGGCAGUAAAUUUAGUAAUCAAAUAUUGUUCAUGCAAAUAAAUCACUUUUCUCCAGAAGCACCAGAGGCUGGAAUUUUUUGGCUGGUAACUAAUCACACUGUACUUAGAUUAGACAAAGCAGUGAUCACUUGUCUAAAUCUGAAUUAAAUUUUAGCCUUAGGCUUCAUAUGUAGUGUUUUUUAUUUAAUGUGGCUGGUGACUAAAAUGUCUCUGGGGACCAGUGACCUAAUUUUUCUUUGAAAAUGCAAAGAGUAUAACUAAAAAGUUGGAAAUUGUCUUCAAAUGUUCUGAAAAGUUGAUUGGGGCAGCCAUAACUUUGAAUUGUACUUUGUAAUCUGGCUGUUCAGCUGUGUCAUUCAAAUUCCUACUUCUCUUUUUUUGUGUUAUGUUGAUUUACUUUAAAAAUCAGGAGUUCCACCAAAAGGUAUUCUUGAUUCAAGAACUGAUUUUCUCUGGUUUCAUCAACACUUGGCUGAUAACUGUUAAUGAACUGCACAUUGUGGUUUUGCAUGUGCUGCUAGCGGAACACCACUGUUAAAAAUGUUGGUGACAUCUGCAUGCAAAAGUUUUGCACAUCUGAGGAAAAAUAAUGUUUUAAUGGUUAGAAAACUCACUCUUUGAAAUCUCAAAAGUGUGGUUUAUAGUUAAAUAUUAACAAAUACUAUUUAUGGGUAGGGAUAGAACUAUGGAGCAUGCUUGAUGAUGGUGGUCGUGAAGUCUUUAUUGAAAAAAUCAGACUCGACAGAAGUGAGUCUUUACAGUCGAAAUCAUGAACAAUAGAGAAAAUUUAAUAUCUACAACAAUAAAAAGAGAUAAUCAAACACAACAGAAUAUGAUCACACAAGUUUAAAAGACAUCUUUUCACUAACAAGUUUUUCGUUUAUAUUAGUUCUUAUCUGGGGGAGUAGGAAUUCAUGCCCCUUUUUCCUAAGUAUUGGUGGCAACAGAUCUUGAGGUGGAUGCCAUUAUGGUUUUUUGUGGUGGUGAUUUUGUAAAUUCCCUGGACCUCCAGGCAAUAUGCAAAGAGGGAUAAGAUGAGGGAGUCAAAUAACUUGUUGAGUUAAUCUUGAUAAUAGCUGUAAAACUUGCAAACCUUCAAUGUAUACAACUGGGUGCUUGCUUUGGUUAUUAGGUUGUCAACAAGGAGGUCCCAGCAGCAAGGGUUUUCUACCAUGGGUCAGAGCGACUGAGAGGGUCUAAUGCUCGAAAGGUCACCUUUAAAACUCUUUACAGUGGUUAAUGUACUUUGUCAACUCAGUUGGUAAUACUUAAUUACCCUGUUAUACUCUCCCACCAAAGCAGCACCACAGUUUCUCUGGACACAUCUCUUUUAUUCUUACAUUUAAUGCCAGUUACCAGGUAUGGUUGAGACUUUUUAGUCUUGCUGUAUAUCAGCAUUUCCCACUGCCACACUUUGAUCACCUUUCAGAGAUGUGACAUGCUAAUAAGCAAACGUGUGUUUACAAAUAAUUUAUGUUGAUCUCUUUUUUAAUUAGUUUCUAAUUUAAUUUUUUCACUUUUAGGAAAACUUUGAACACAGAUCCAGUUUGUUAUGAUGGCAGGAUCUAGUAAUGACAAGUGGAGCAGCUCUGUGGUUUGCAGUGAUGACCCUCCACCUCUGAGUAUUACACUGAAGGAGCUUAGAGAUUUGCCAAAUAAGUUGAAACGUUGGGACAAGCACUAUCCUCCAGUUGAUAUUCUGCUUUUGACUGUGGAGGAUUGCGAGUUCUUGGCUUGUUAUCAUUACUUGCGAGAUUCCUUUAAAAGCUUUGAGAAAUCCAUUGGAUUUGUGUACUUUGGAAAGAUGGGUGACAACGAAGAUGAGUCACUGAAAGUUUCUUUAGUGAAGCGUCCUAAAGAAUCCUUGGAUCCUAAGAGUACUCAAACUGCUUUUAUGAAUACCGUCACACUCCUGAGACCUAAGGCUACCUUUUUGGAUCCUGACGAAGCCCAGCUAGGAGAUGUGGUGAUACCCUCAAAGGUUAUAACAGAUUUUCUCACAGCCCCAGUGAGUAGGAAUGUUUCUGAUCUUAUCAGUCGCAUCGGUCAUGGAUGGGAGGCACCAUUAGAAGACCCAGAAGAACGAAGUGUCCGAUUACAGGUUGAUGGAGCGAUUUUGUGUGGCUCUGAUCUAAUUUUUGCUAAACAGGUGUGUCGAGUAUACUCUGAGGCAAUUGCAUUUGGAAUGGAACAAAAAGGUGAGAAUUACUCUCAGGGUUACUCUUGCUUGGCAUCUGUAAUCAUUGUGUAGAAAGUUGUUUUGCCAUAACAAGGAUUACAUCUAUUUGUUGUGUUCAGUGUGUUACUGUAUAAUUUGACCCACAGAAUGAACACCAUACUUCUACAAACUCAAGUACUUUAUUAAACAACGUGUAACAUUCUUAACUCGUUAACGUUCGCGGCGAAAAAUCGUUCGUAAUUUCGGCGUUUUAAAACAAUAGGUGCUUCCAAAGAUCACGGAAAGUUCGCGGAAACUUUGUUCAGAGCGAAAUUUCCUCGCAAAGCCAGGAAAUUCUUCGAAAUUCGUUUGCCUUACUUUUUCACAAUACUGUAGCUCACCACUGAAAUAAUCUCAUGGUUGUUUCCAAAGUUCCUUGAAGUGAACAAUCUUUCACAUUGAAUAAAGGGGUAAGUUUCUAAAGAAACUGUGGUGCAGCGUCGGUGGGAGAGUAUAGCAAACGCUCUGACGAAGGGCUAACGCUCGAAACGUCAGCUUUUUUAUCCUUUACGGUGGCUAAUUUACGUUUUCAACCCAGUUGUUAACACUAAAUUACCUGCUAAUCUUUCACAUUAGCUCUUUCUCUCGGUAUAGCUUUCCAAACAUCUGAUCGCUCCUGACAAGAGAAACAACUAUUACUUCACGACUGAGUCCAUGUUUAGAAAGUAUUCCAGAACAUUCAGGAAGCUUACAACACAGCUAUUUCGGUAGUGAAACAAAAUAUGUAACUACGUGAUGUGAUAAAAUGUUCUAGAAAGUUUCAUGGUAUGCAUGUCAGCUUGACUAGGCAUUCUCGAGAUUUCUAGAAACUUACUUUAACAGUCACUAUUCAUAAUAAGUGCGAUAUAAUGUUACCAGAAUCACUGAUUGUUCUCAGUCACUUUAAAAGGCGCACUGCGAACAAGAAAUAAAUUAUGAGUAGUCCUGCAGGUCUUCAAACAGAAUGUGUAUUACAUUGUACUCCCAAACUGAUGUUCUCUAGCUUUACCUCUGGGCUACAGGGUCAGAGGGGAGCUUCUGGUCACUUAGCCAUAAGGCCAGGUUUCUGAAGGAAGAGAGGACGUUAGCAAUUUUUUGUAUGGGGAGUGGUCACUACAAGUGUACAAUGGUAAUGAGUAUUGAAGCGUACCCUUCACUUUGAUGCUCUUAAGCUUUACCUCUGAACUAUAAGAGGCUUCUAGUUGCUAAGCUAUUAAGCUAGGAGAAGGGGAGGUACUUAACAAUUUUUUUGUACGGGAAGGGGUAAGCACAGGUGUACAAUGGUAACGUGUAUUACAGUAUACCCUCCAACUUGCCAACUUGAACCUUUUAAAGCUUCUGGUUGCUAAACUGUUAGGCCAGGUUCUUGUUGAAGGAGAGGUACUCAAUACUUUUUGUUCAAGGAAACUCUUUCCAGAAUUCCAAAUCCUUACUCUUUGAUAUACCGCUUCCGACCCUAAAGGUACCCCACCCUACUGUACUCUCUAGGAAGAGUGGUUCUAAUUUAUAUACCUGCAGAAAAAAACAACAUCUCUGAAAGACUUCCAGUGGCAAAGGAAAAACAAGAAGAGUGAUCUGCAGAAAAACGAUGCCUCUUUUGCUCACAUUAAUCGUAACCAUCUCCCUUCAAUAUCAUUGUGUAAAUCCAUUCCAAUUGUUCUUCCUUUUUUCGUCAUUUUUUCAUUUUUCUACCUCAGAUCUGUUUACAGUAGCUCAUUACCUGGGGAUGGAUUUGAUUUUCGUUAAAGGUGUUUGUGGUUUUGUACGUGAUGUUACAUCUACAAACGAUUCAUGGAAGACUUUUGCUAGUGUUAUGGCAGCUUCUGUUGUAUCUAACAUGUUGAGAAACCCUUUUAUGUUUGAAGAAUGGCCUCAUUACGAAGGUACGUGUAGAUUUUUGUCACGACUUUGGUUUUAUCUUCCAAGAGAUCUUGUAACUAGCUUAUUGUCCUCGGCAUAGACUAUCGCUAUCUGCUGAUGAGAACAUGGAGUCUAACAGUGGAAUUAGAUAUAUACCAGAAAACUUUUAAACAUACGCAUUCUUUGUUUUUCACUGGCUUUGCCGUGAAAAAAACUGAGAUAUGUACAAAUUCACUUUACCAAUUCUACUUCUAAUUUUAAGUCAUGGAUAACGUUCUAAAUUUCCAGAUUAGAGGGGUUUAAUAAGAAAUUACUCACUUUCUGCGUCUUCAUUGUAAUUCAUUUGUCUUAAAUUAAAAUCUUUUAUCUUUCGUGUUAGAUUGUAGGUAUUACAAAUCUUUGAUUAAACACCCUUAUCAACUACCUUUCCUCGACCUGCCCUUUUCGUCCAGAUUCUUGUGCGCACUGAAAUGAACACAAAUAUUCUUUGAUUAACUUUCUACAAAAUACUUCACUGUUACUGACCGGGUUGCGAGUUUUUUCUGUUUUAUUUUACGAUAACGUCUUAUCUGUUCUCUUACUCUAUCUUGAUUCCUCUUUCAUUCACGCACUCUGAGGGCUUUUCUUUCGGUAGGAGACGAUGAUACAACUUCAAUCUCGGAUUCGGACAUGGGCUCUUAAAAUGACAAGAUGUGAAUCAGACUUAGAUAUUCUUUUGAUAAUUGAUACAUCGAGUGUAAUUUUUUUGUCUUACCUUCGUUGGCGAAUUCAUGUUAAUGUUUGUCCAAUUUUCGGAAAUUGUAUCAUCGUCUUUGGACUUGAAUAUAUUAAAAUUUUCGGUGGGCUCUUGUUAACACUCUGAAAUGGAAGAAUGUAGAACAGACUUUACAAACGAAAGAAAGAAAAUAAAAAUUUCAAAAUAAACUUAUAAAGUUCCUGAAAUACCGAAUCCAUCAACUCUUGUAAACAGAAAAAACUUUUUCCAACCUGCUUGCAGCAGCAAUUGUGUUACGCUUCGGGUCUAUAAAAGGUAUGACGUGUAGGGCGUGAUGUGCAGGGAAUGGCGCGAAAAGGCAUGACGCGACGUGGGUACCCUAUUGAGUUUUUAAAACAAAUGACGUGUGAGUGAACCUCCCUUCCCCUCCGAGGUAUGACGUGACUGGGCAUGACGCGACAAGGCAUGACGCGAUGUGGGUACCCCAAUGGAGUUUUUAAAACAAAUGACGUGUGAGUGUACCCCCUACCCAAUUAUUCUUUAAUUUAUACCAAACUCCCAAGUCACUCACUCACCCAACCCCACGCACAUACACAUGCACGCAGGCACAAACUCACCCACCCACACACGCUUUAAUAGCUCUCUAGUGACAUGUUUUGAUCUACUAUUAAAAACACGCUCAGAAUACCAGAAUACCAUUGUUCAUGAUUGCCGUAAAGUGGCUUUUUGUAAUUCUGAUUUUUAAAUGGAACGCAGGGUCCCAAGCAAUGGACAAAGGAGCAACUCCACUUUGCCUUCCAAACAACGUAAAGUGGAACUCGAAUUUGGGCCAGUACAUUCUGACGGGAGAAAGGCGAACCUCACUUUAUGUGGUGGAUGAAGCAUUAGAAAAACUUAGGAGGAUUCAAGGUUAAGUUACUUUAUAUCUCAAAACUGGAACUCGUAACUCGUUUCACGUUUGUUUCGUAAACAGGGAUCCAUAAUACUUUUCACUUCAUUGGUCUUGCUGGUUUCUAUUAAAGGCGAUUUUUAGGCAUUGUUUUAGUACUAAGAAUCUACUGUUUCAUAUAACAUUCUUUGGAGAAACAUCUACAGCUACACAUUUCGUUUUUUUAAAGAUAACACAAUUCUUUUAAUAAAUAAGCAUAUCUCUCAAUCUAUUUCCAUACAUGAUGCUUCCGACUGACCCAUGUCACACAUGAUAUGUUCCUAGCACUAUUUAUAAUAAAGUUCGGAUAUAACGCGUGCUGUCAUUGGUUGAAAGAGCGUGCUCUAUGAGAGUAUAGAGCAUAGAGCUGAGCUAAAGCUGUCACGCCAUCUGUCAAAUUGUAGUAUGUUCGACCUUUUCCGGGACUUCUUUUUAGCUUUUUUUUCCGAUAACUGAAAGUGAAAUUUCGGAACUGAAGCGAGCCGGCAAGUAGCAACAGAAGAACCAAACAAAGGUUUGUAAACAUACCAGGCGCCGUAAUUUACGUGAUUAAAACGUGAGCAGAUACGAAAAUCCAAAAGGAAAAACAAAAUAGACAUUCCGAGUUUUAAAGAUUUUCACGCUCAGUUAGAUUGCAAGCUUAUGUACGGAAAUAAAAAUCAAACACAGCUAACACUCAUAUAGUAUUUAAAGUUCAGUGUUCAAAACAAAACAGAACAAAAUAGAAAUGAUGAAAAAUAUAACCAAACUGGCAUAACUGUUAAAAUUCAUACUAAUCAUGACGGUGUCUGAGCGAAUAUGAUCAUGCUGAAGUUCAUCGCGGCUCGCUCAUCAUGGCGAUCUCCGGUCAUCACGGUAAAGAAAGCCUCAGAAACUACAUCGGCCGGCCUUCGAGUAAAAAAAAUAAGAGCUUGCUCUGAUAUCCUUUUCGAUGCGUUGAGUGGAAAGUCACAUCAGUCACUGCAACCGAGUUUUGCGGCGCUGCCAUCCCGAGCGAUCUUCAUGUUCCGGUGAAUUCGGCUGUCGUUCAUUCAAAAAACACUCGCCUUGAACAGUUUGUUUUCUACCUUGUCAUGUGAAAAAACUCACGUGUUUUUAUGAGCCAUAAUUCGGCUGAAGUUCACUGAACAUUUCACUUCAAGAUUCUGUAUUACAGACUUAAAAACUUCUAGCAAAAGUGUUAAAUUCGACUUGCCGAACUAUUUUAGUUUGUAAACUAUCGUAGAAUGUGAACUUUGAUGGUUUUGAACUUUGAUGGUUUGACACUUUUGACAGCUUUAGUCUUGUACAGCCAAUCAGAGUAUUUGAACCAUUCUAACAGGGAUUCUGAUUGGCUUAUUGUAGCGUGCUUUAUGAGAGUAUAGAGCAUGCUGACGACACUGUUGUUCGCUUUGGAAAUAAAGUUUGUUUUGGAAAUUGAAAGUAAUGCUUGGGUACUUUAACGGAUCCUUUAUUAUAAAACAAAUAGAGACAAGAAGUGGGAAGAAACACUCGACUACGUCUCGUGUUUCUCCCUACACUUCUUUCGUGCUCUAGCCGCUUCCUGCGUGCUUUAUAACAGAACAGAACACAGUCAAGGCUUCUCUAUUUGUUAAUUAAAAUCAGGAGAUCUGACAAAAGCUCUAUUUACGUAGUUUUUUGAUACAUAAUCAUACAUACAUAUACAUACAAACAUACAUACAUCAUUUUGAUACAAACAUACACUUUUUCAAAUAUCCCUGUUGUUUAGCAUCGAUGUUCAAAUACAGAAAAUAGAUAAAUAAGAAAAAAAUUUCAAAAAAGCUAUUGACAAUAAUACGUCCAACCUCAUUUUAGAUUGCCAAUUAAUUCAGUAAUAAACGUGUAUUAAAGAUUUUGAUUUCUGUUGUUUGUUUCAAGUCCUUGUUCAAGCUUUUCCAUAUUUUUGUUGUAAACUUAACUUUGAUUUUAAUUGAACCUAGUAGUAGAAGUCAUUAAUGUCAUCAUUGAUCACCUAGGUCCAGUUUGUGUAGUUUCCAUUGUUGGACCACGCGGAAGUGGAAAAUCCUUUAUACUUAGUGAGGUGUUCAGUCAACCACAAGUUUUUCGUCUUGGACAUGGGUUGGAAUCGGAAACCAUGGGAAUCUGGUUAUGGAUAGUGAAGGAAAAGUAUAAGGUUUGGCUGAUCUUUAGUUUUGAUGUUUAUCCUGCAUUUAUAAAGUUUUCCAAGGAUAUUUACUUAAAAAGGGUCUUUUCUUAUAAGGAUGCCAAAGGCCAGGAAUUUACAGUAGUGUUGCUAGACUCUGAGGGAAUUGACGCCGUAGAUAGAGAUGAGCUUGGUGAUGAGCAGAUAUUUACUUUGACGGUUUUGCUGGCCUCGGCUUUUAUCUACAAUUCACGGGGUAGUCCAACCAGAUGCGAUCUUCAUGGACUGAAGUAUCCUCUCAAAUACUUUAAAAAGCUAUCAUAGUAAUAUUUUAGCUGGUUUUUUUUCCUUUAACUAUAGAACACAAGCAUUAAUCGAUCAAUUUUCAUCGUACCUUUUUCAUCAUUUGAUUUUAAAUAACUAUAAAUAAGUCUACAGCAUGCUAAUUACAAGGUGAGGAGACCUCCACCGGGGCUUAAGAGAGAGGC